Molecule: messenger RNA, 438 nt
Organism: Durusdinium trenchii
Lineage: Eukaryota; Dinophyceae; Suessiales; Symbiodiniaceae
Source: the annotation of a GenBank genome assembly
AUGGCAAAUGCGCAGGAGGCUGAGCUGAAGUGGGAGAAUGACAAGGAGCACACUCCCCGCACAGAAUCCUUUGCAGGCUUUGAGAAGAUCGAUGCAGAAGACCUUUCAAACCCGCCCCAGUCUUCUGAGUCUGAGAACCCCAAAGCCAAGCCAGGCCAUACCGGGAGGCAGGACUCUCCCCGGGCAGAGUCCCAUUCGAUCUGUGAGCCUCUCACUGAGGACCUUCCGAGCCCACCCCAGUCUUUUGAGAUCCCCAACACCAGGCCACGUCAUACGGGGAGGCCUUGGCUCCAGAUUUUGUUUGCUUUGAUGCUUCUAUUCUGUGGAUAUGCAGGAUACUGGAAGGUGGAGAACGAGAAACAGGCUUUUUUUUUGUGGGAUCUCUCCGAAAGGAUGCGCAGCACAAGUGUUCAUUUGGUUGGGUCCGGCGUUUCCUAG